This is a messenger RNA of Camelina sativa (false flax), 622 nucleotides long. RefSeq names its product glutamine dumper 6 (gene GDU6). Lineage: Eukaryota; Viridiplantae; Streptophyta; Magnoliopsida; Brassicales; Brassicaceae. The record is from RefSeq and is a predicted model, not a curated record. Gene Ontology annotation, biological process: regulation of amino acid export.
GAAAAAAGAGACUUAUAAAAAAAAAAAAAAUGAGGACGACACCAAAAGUAGAAAUCUGGAAGUCACCAGUACCAUAUCUCUUUGGUGGUUUGUUUUUUCUUGUUUUGCUUAUAGCUUUGGCAUUACUCUCAUUGGUCUGCACACACCAAAAGGCUCCUUCUUCUUCGUCUAGCAAUAACAAUCAUAUCGACGAAGAUGAUGACGUCGGUGACAAGGAAGCUAAGACUAUUACAGAAGAGUACUUACCUAAGAUUGUCGUUAUUUUGGCCGGAGACGAUAUUCCUACUUGCUUGGCCGUUCCAGUAGUGAUUCCUCCACCGUCUUCCAUUUGUCGUUGUAACUGUGACAAUGUUACUGUUGUCUGAGCCUAACCACUGACAUCUUCUUCUUUGUUUGCCAACAAAAAGAAUAAGAGAUUUCAACUUUGAGUAAUCAUCGGCAAUUUUGUAACAGUCGACAAUUUUUGUGGGGAUGUUAAUUAGUUUAGAUUUCAAGUUUUGUUUUAUUGUUUUAAUGCUUUCCUGCAUGCUCUAGUGCUUUUGUAUGUUGAGUUUAUUUUUGGAAUUAUAUCUAUCAAAUAGAUUGACAAAAAAAAAAUUAUAUCUAUCAAAUAUAUUCUCUU